UAGCCUUCUUCCUUGGAAUCCAGUCUCUUGAAAAAUGUCAUGCCCCGGCAGUGUGACUGCAAGCGCUUUUCUGAUGGAUCCCAUUGUAGGCUCGUCAUUUCGAAGCGAAAGCUAUACUUCUAAUUCCGGGAUGUAUAUGCAGCAAGGAGCAGACUACAGCUGUGGCGCGAUGAGGAACUGUGGUAUUAUUCCGUCCACCCUUUCCAAAAGGAACGAUGUCACCACCGGGGACGUGGCUCUCAGUACAUUUCACACUUCCUAUCUUUCGCAAUUAGACCCUUGGGGAGACCCCAAAACUUCAUGUGCAAUUGAGCAACCUGUUGGCAGAGUUGAGUCUUCUUGUUCAUUUACCUCAAAUGUGAAGGAGGAAAAUGUUAGUUGCUUGUACAGAUCCGACAAGAGGAAUGACAAAGAGAGUGAAGAGCCCACGUACACCAGACUUGGGCAGGAGAGCUCCCCAGUUGAUCACGAGGUGCCUGUGCCAGGAUACUUCCGAGUCAGUCAAGGUUACACACAGGGAAAGACCCGAGAUGGGUUCAGUCGCAGCGACUUUCCCUCAUCCUUUGAAGUGGGGCCAAGCUUGCCUCAAAGCAGUAAUGUGAUUUUCUUGUCCACAACGCACAUUCCAGAAGGACAAACCGAAAAUUCGAAACAUGGCAAAGAUACAAUUUCAAGGCAAAUCAAAAGGGAAGGCAUAACGCCGACGAAAAAGUUGUCCAUUGCUAGUAAGGAUGACCAAGGCGGAAAAUCUGAAAGUAGCUCGGAUAAUACCGACAAUGAAGCAAAAGGGGAUGGCAAAAAUGAAAACGCCACAGGAAAUUGGCUGACAGCAAAAACUGGAAGAAAGAAAAGAUGUCCCUAUACUAAACACCAGACUCUUGAACUGGAGAAAGAAUUCUUGUUUAAUAUGUACUUGACCCGGGAGCGCCGCCUAGAGAUAAGCAAAAGUAUAAACCUAACAGACCGCCAAGUCAAAAUAUGGUUUCAAAACAGAAGAAUGAAACUGAAGAAACAAAACAGAGAAAGUCGAAUUCGUGAACUGACAUCAAAUUUCAGCUUUACCUAAAACAUGUAAUGGAGAAAAGUAUACAAAAAGAUAGGUUCGCGAUGAAGAAGCAGCACACACAUCAGAGACUAAAAGAUUUAAAUAAAUUAAAACUUUAUUACGAGCAUAAGAACAAAGACAAAUUGAACCACCUAAUGUAUCAGUUUGUUUCAUUGUUAUCGUGUUACUGUGAGGUAUACAUUGCGAUGUUACUCUGUUCAAACCAAUGCACAAGUGUACAUAAAGUAAAAAAAACA
Molecule: messenger RNA, 1302 nt
Organism: Polypterus senegalus (gray bichir)
Lineage: Eukaryota; Metazoa; Chordata; Cladistia; Polypteriformes; Polypteridae
Gene: hoxc10a
Product: homeobox C10a
Exons: 2
Coding region: 35-1066 (343 amino acids)
Biological process (GO): regulation of transcription by RNA polymerase II
Cellular component (GO): nucleus
Molecular function (GO): DNA-binding transcription factor activity, RNA polymerase II-specific; RNA polymerase II cis-regulatory region sequence-specific DNA binding
Source: RefSeq, a predicted model, not a curated record